Messenger RNA from Ectocarpus siliculosus, 3147 nucleotides. NCBI's taxonomy places the organism in Eukaryota, Phaeophyceae, Ectocarpales, Ectocarpaceae. The record is from the annotation of a GenBank genome assembly.
AUGCUCACUGUACAGGUCCGGGACGAAAUCAUUUCGUCCGAGGAAACGUAUGUAAAGGAACUACGCACACUUGUGAUGGUCUUUCUCCGGCCGCUCGAAAAAUGGGCCGCCGAAGGCAUGAACGGACUGGACGUUCCUGCAGGAAGCGUGUCCGAGAUCUUCUCCAACGUGGCGGCAAUUUUGGAAUUCAACGAGCGGUUCUUGUCGGACCUCGCCGGUCGCCACGGCGAGGAAGUCGACGGCAGACGAAGAGGCAUUGGCACCACUUUGAGGCGGCAGUCCCUGGACAUGUUUAAGCCGUACUCGGUGUACGUCAAGAACUACCCUCAAUCUCUGAAAACCCUCGCGGCCUGCGAAGAGUUCUCCGAGUUCAACGCGUUUAUUCGGGGGUGCGAGCACCAGGACGCGUGCCACGGGCUGGACCUGAAGGCGUACCUCAUCCAGCCGGUGCAGCGGGUGCCGCGCUAUCGGCUCCUCAUCAUACAGCUGCUCAAGCACACCAAGGAGUCGCACCCUGACUGGGCGGAUCUGAACGCGGCACUAGAAACCGUUUCCAGUACGGUGACAAAGCUGAACGAAGGCGCCCGGGAUAAAGAACGCUUCGUGAGGGCAUUGGAACUCCAGUACGAGUUCAGAGAAGAUUUCCUAAAGCCCUCAAGUCAUCUCGUGAAGGAGGGAUUCUUGCUCAAGGUUUGCAACGGAGGGCCCCGCCGAUACAAGUUCGUUCUGUUCUCGCACAUGCUGGUCUACGGAACGGAGGCCAGCCUGCGGGCGAAGCUUCAGCGCGACCACCGCAAAUACAAGGUGCACGGACGGAUCCCUCUGCAUGAGUGCCUCGUGCUGGACUACGGCAGCAGCGACUCUUUCGCGAUCGCGCGGUCGAGCGGGAAGAGCUUCGUGGCCAUGGCCGUCUCCGCGGAGGCGAAGCAGGCAUGGCUAGACGCCUUCGAGGAAAGUUUCGCAGGGAUCAAGGAUAACGCCCAACAGGACGACGGCAAUCAAGGUCAACGUUCACUGCCGCAGCAGCAGCCGACAAGAAGAGGAAGCAAGAACCGCGGAGCGCCUUCGAGCCCCACCUCGGAAGCGAACAGCAGCCGCAGAGCUUCCGAGGAUGACUGGACCUUGGCCUUGCCUCCUGCCACGCGACAGGAAGAUGAUGGCCGCGUCGGUGCAGGCAACGCCAACAGCAGUGCCGGGCACUCCGCCGAAGGCGGCAUGAUCGGUAGGGAUGGGGAAGAAUGCCCCCCCCCCCUGUCGCCUCCAGCGAGACCAACAAAGCCUCAUUUGGGAUUCCCGAGCGGGGGAGCAACGCUGGCACAGACGGUGGCCGCUUCAAUGGCCAUGCCGGGUCGAUGGUCGCUACCAAACGGCGGCGGUGGCGGCGGCGGCGGGAGAAUGUCCUUGGCGUCUCAUGCUACCAGCGGUGGUGGCUCGUCUCCUCGGUCGGCGCAGUCUUCAUUUUCGAGACGGGCUGGCGUUCAGGUGUGGGUGCCGGUACACGGGCGUACAGAGAUGCACGAGAUCUCCUUGCGAGGCCUCCCCGCCGGCUCCACAUCGGGUCUCUUCAAGGUCCAGGAAGGGGGGGCAAGCAACGACGAUCUCAACAACAACGACGACGACAAAUACGCCUCCGGUGAUACCAAAGGUGGCGGCGAUCUGCCCCCCAACGGCCCCAAGAGGAAGCCGCUAGCAACCACCUUCCCGGGUGCGAGGAGCGCAACCACAAGACUAGCCGCGUCCACCAGUCGGCAAACUACGAGAUCACCUUCUCCCGGACGCCACUACGAGGGAGAUUGGGUAGGGGGCACCGUGAUCGCGGCUGGUGGGGGGGGCGGGACUGCCCGCGGCACAUAUGGAGGAAGCGGGGGCAACGCGGCGGAGGGUGUUGAUUGGCGGGUAGGGGGGGGUUCGGAGGUUGGUGCCGACGGGAGUGCAGACGUUGAUGGCGGCAGGGACGGCGGCGGUUUGGCGAGGGGGCGGCACGACUCCACGGGGCUUGCCGACCGGGCGGAAACGGAAGGAAGAGGACGACCAAGAAGAAGGCUUCCGGCUAUGCCGUCCGCGCAAGCUGUGGCCGAGAUGCAAAUGCUGCCCUUCUCGGACGAAGGGGGGAACAGCAGCGAUUCCGGAAGUAACGAUGAUGACCCCUCCAGCAUUCAGGCUGUAGCGGCGAGUUGGCGCCUGACGGGAGACAGGGGCAAGUUUCGAAAGAUGCUGGCCAAGUUCGAGGCUGGACCACGCACCACACCAGCUGACGAAGAGAAAGGGAACGCUGACGAGGAGACGCAAGCUGCAGCGGCAGCAGGCGGGAGAAGAAAACAAGCUGUGGAGCCGGACUUAGGCUGGGGCGAUAGCGUCAAAACAAGUCGGGGCGAGCAACAGACCGCGACAAAGAGGCAGCGGCAGGAAGAGGGGGGAAGAGAGAACGGGGAGAAUGAGGACGAUGCCGAAGAGGACAACGAGCGUUUCGCUUACAUUUCCAGCAGUGUGAGCACCAGUUCCAGCAGCCUCGAAACAGAGCACGUCAACCCCCUGGCCCUCAUGCGAGACCCGGUCUGUGUCAGACCAAGUGAGAUGCUCAACAACCCCACUACGCCGCGGGCCUUCUCCGCUGCCACUGCUCCCUCUCGAGACGCCGCUGGUGCGAACGCCAAGGGAGCGGAGGGUGCGCCUCCCGGGAAGAAAGAAUGCCCUUCUUUCCCCGGUACCCGCGGCGAAGAAGCCACCCGUAGUAGCAACUCCCGUCGGUCCUCUCGAUUCCUCCCGAGGGCCAGGUCUUGGACUGCCAAGAAACGGAGGAGCCCCCAACGGGCCGGCAACAGCGAUAACGACGACGGUGAAAGCAACACCGGCGGUAGCAGAAGCAACAGCCCGCGCAGGGCAUCUGCCGGGAUGUUGGGGGCCCUGCAGAGAAGCUUCCGCGACCGGCUGAAAACGAACAGGCUGCUCUCGUCACCUCCGCGAACAACAACACGAAAGCGAUGGUCGAAGAGCGACGAAGCGGAGAAGAAGGGCUUGGCGGGGUUGUUUCUGGCUAGGGCUAGAGGCACCGCGGCAGCAGCAGCCGCAGCCGCAGCGGACGGCAGAAGAAACGGCGGCUGCCCACCAGACUCACAGCAGGCAACCCCAGUGUCGGAUCCGGAAUGA